Theobroma umbraticum is the source of this 1180-nucleotide messenger RNA. It is a transcript of the gene FHIT, whose product is annotated as FRAGILE HISTIDINE TRIAD. Gene Ontology annotation, molecular function: catalytic activity. Lineage: Eukaryota; Viridiplantae; Streptophyta; Magnoliopsida; Malvales; Malvaceae. The record is from RefSeq and is a predicted model, not a curated record.
AAAUUAUAAGCGUUUGAGACAAGAAAACCCGUAUAAGGAAUGACAACGUUGCAGCUGCUGUCUUCUCUAGGUCUGGGUCGGAAUUGCUUUAUCAGGAUUUCUAGGGGAGGUUUCCGAACAAUCUCAUCGUCCACCGCCGCCGCCACCGCUAAGAUGUCAACGGAGUGCUAUACGUUCGGCCCAUAUAAGAUUGAUUCCAAGGAAGUUUUCUACUCCACCCCCUUUUCCUAUGCGAUGGUCAACCUCCGUCCUGUUGUUCCUGGUCAUGUGCUUGUCUGCCCAAGGCGUGAAGUUAAGCGGUUUGUUGAUCUCACUGUUGAUGAGACCAGUGAUUUGUGGCUAACGGCACAGAGGGUUGGUGGAGGGCUUGAGGGCCACCAUAAAGCGUCGUCGCUCACUUUUACUAUCCAAUCAAGGCAUUUUCAAGGACCUUCUCCACAACACUUUUUUUCUGGAAGAUUCACACCUGAAAGCCCCACGUCAUUACUGCUUUCAGCCAAUGUAUUUACAUGUUGUUAUGCUUGCUUACUUCUUAAUGCAUUUUAACACUUGUCUUAUGUAUGUAACCUAGUGUUGUAGGCUGUUAUCCAUGUAUUAACUGGUUGUAAUUAAAUGCCUUAAGCAACCAGUAAUGAAUUGGAUGAACGUCAGUUCUUUGCUUACCAUACUUGUUCAUCCUUGUUUCCUUGCCUGUAAUAGAGGCUGCAUCAUUCAGCCAUAUCUCGAAUUCUCCCAAAAUACAACAUUUACUAGAGUACUUUUUUUAUAGUUUGGAUUUAAUAUUUUCUAAAAUUGUAAAAUUCACAUCCUAUUGUUAAUUCUCUUGGCCAAGUUGGACCUCAACUCCUCAAUCUGGGAUGUCCUCAAGCUUGGUAUUUGUGACUCCUUGGAUGCAUUUUCUGAGUACCUCCUGUUAACUCUUAUUUUUAUUUAUACAUUAACCCAUUUCAACUUUAGUAAUUUGUUUUCUCAUGCAAUAACAAGCAAUUACUGUGUUUAAGUGAUCACUUGAGAAUGAAAAAUAUUGCUUUCUUGUAGAAAAUUGAAUGAGAGGAAUUGAUUGUGUGAUACUUGUUGGGAGUUUCUGGCUGUUCUCACCGUGUGGUAAUACUGCCGCUCUGUAAAGAGCAUAUGUUGGAUCAUUAAAAACUAAAUUUUGUAGCAUAUGUGUUUGUUUGUA